This is a messenger RNA of Penicillium odoratum, 1731 nucleotides long. Its product is annotated as glutamyl-tRNA(Gln) amidotransferase subunit PET112. Gene Ontology annotation, molecular function: glutaminyl-tRNA synthase (glutamine-hydrolyzing) activity. Gene Ontology annotation, biological process: mitochondrial translation; glutaminyl-tRNAGln biosynthesis via transamidation. NCBI's taxonomy places the organism in Eukaryota, Fungi, Ascomycota, Eurotiomycetes, Eurotiales, Aspergillaceae. The transcript is spliced from 3 exons. Bases 1 to 1731 code for a protein of 576 amino acids. The record is from RefSeq and is a predicted model, not a curated record.
AUGCUUCGGCCAUGGCUCAGCGGCAGCGCUGUGCGUUCUCUUCGCCGUGCUUCAAGCUCAUUACGCCCAUUCUUGAUUCCUCGCGUUAAUUUCUCUUCCGCUACAAAUCUCCAAUCAGAUCGCAUCCCUCUUCGCAAACAACUCAAACAGGAAGCCAAGAGCCUCAAAGCCCAGAAGAAACAGCGCAAGGAGAAUGAAGAAGCCUCGAGGCAGGAAUGGGAGCUCACGGUAGGCGUGGAGAUUCACGCUCAAUUGGAUACAGCUGCGAAGCUCUUCUCUCGAGCGGCCACAUCGACAAGUGACACCCCAAACUCCAAUGUCGCCUUAUUCGACCUGGCAUUCCCAGGUAGUCAGCCGCAAUUCCAAGCUGCCACCCUCCUUCCAGCCCUACGCGCCGCAAUCGCACUAAACUGCCAAAUCCAACCGGUCAGCCGGUUUGACCGAAAGCACUACUUCUACCAAGAUCAGCCCUCCGGGUACCAGAUCACCCAAUAUUACGAGCCCUUCGCGCGCAACGGUUAUAUCGACCUAUUCGACUACGACGGAAUCGCACCAGAAGAUGGGGAGCGUGUCCGCAUAGACAUCCAGCAGGUCCAAUUAGAACAGGAUACCGCCAAGUCUCAGGAAUAUCCGGGCCCAACUUCGAUACAACUUCUCGACUUUAAUCGCGUAUCCCAUCCUCUCAUCGAGAUUAUCACCUUACCCCAAAUCCACACACCUGCGACGGCCGCCGCCUGCGUUCGAAAAUUACAGUCCAUUUUACAAGCAUGCGGGGCCGUAACAACGGGAAUGGAAUUGGGUGGUCUACGUGCUGAUAUCAAUGUCUCGGUUCGGCGGCGAAGCGAGGCACAGGGUCCUCUAGGCCAGCGCACGGAGAUCAAGAAUCUUAGCAGCUUCAAGGCAGUCGAGGAUGCGGUCAUUGCUGAGAAGAAUCGCCAGAUCGCGGUGCUGGAGAGUGGUGGGAAAGUUCUGGGCGAGACGCGCGGGUGGACAAUUGGUAGCACCGAGACCCAUCUACUGAGAGGAAAAGAGGGUGCAGUCGACUACCGCUACAUGCCAGACCCAGAUAUUCCCCCACUGGUGAUUGGCGACGAUCUAAUCGCUCACUUGAACGAAAGCCUACCCAUGGCCCCCGAUACUUUACUGAUGCAGCUUAUCGGGCCGGAGUAUGGUCUUCCGAUUGAAGAUGCAAAACCAUUGAUCGACCUGGACGAUGGCGCUCGUCUCGAAUACUACCAAGAUGUUGUUGAUAUUCUCCAUAAGAACGAUCUAGACAAAUCCACACAGGCAGCUCUCGCGCGAAUGGCGGGUAACUGGGUCCUCCACGAGUUAGGCGGUCUCCUAACUAAAGCCGACCGAACCUGGCACGCGGAUAUCGUGCCGGCACAGUCUCUGGCGGACCUUAUCGACCAUGUCCAGCGAAAGCUUAUCACUGGACCUACGGCGAAACAAGUGCUCGCCGCAAUCUUCGACGGAGAUCGUCGUCCGGUGCCGCAGCUGCUGGAGGAAGAUAAUCUCCUACUUCGGCCCUUGUCGCGCGAGGAAUAUAUUACAUUGGCCGAAUCCGCCAUUGCCCUGAAUCCGAAGAUGGUGGAGCAGAUCCGUGGCAACCAGCUAGGGAAACUGGGCUGGUUUGUGGGACAGAUGAUGCGGACAGGCGAAAAAGGUCGCGUGGAAGCCCCAAAAGCCGAGACCAUCCUACGCGAGCUUAUCCUAGGAGAAAAGGCAUAA